AUGGGCUGGGAAGGAGAAAGGAAAACAGGGGGGACACAUGGAGAGGGACGGCAAGCCCUGGCUAGCGACGCCCGCUUGCCAACCAGGUGGACCGACUACGUCCCGCUGGGUAGGAGGAUGCCGGGCACCCGCUUCAUCGCCUUCAAGGUCCCCCUGAAGAAGAGCUUUGAUCAGAAACUUCAUCCAGAGGAGAGAUUUUCACCUUGUGACCUCAUCAAGAAAAUCAAAGAGCAGAAGGAAGAACUGGGGCUGAUCAUUGACCUGACAUACACAACUCGCUACUACAGGCCAGAGGAGCUCCCAGACACACUCUGCUACUCCAAGAUCUCGACAAUGGGCCAUGAAAUACCAAACAGGCACACCAUUUUUCAGUUCAAAUGCGUUGUAAAAAAGUUUUUGAGGGACAACAAAGAUAAUGAUAAACUCAUCGGAGUUCAUUGCACGCAUGGCUUGAACAGAACUGGCUACCUGGUUUGUAGGUACCUGAUUGAUGUUGAAGGCAUGGAGCCAAAUACUGCGAUAGAGUUGUUCAACAGGGCUCGAGGGCAUCCUAUAGAGAGAACCAACUAUAUCCAAGAUCUUCAGAAGAGAUCUGUAAAAACGAACUGCGGACUAAAGAAUUUGAGCUCGGGCUCCUUCAAAGAAAAAUCUGGUGCUACCCCAAACGCUAAAAAGCAGAUGGUCAAACAUCAUCUGCAUCAUUCAAACCAAGGCCCCUUAGCAGUGCCCAGGCUCCUCCCAUCUCAGCAGGGCUUGCAGGGGAACAGUGAAUGCAGGUAAAGAGCUUCCUCUUGACCUGGGGCAAACAUCCUAGAUGGGAGAUGACCUCUGGCAGCUCCCAGCUGUGGGGGAGCUCCAAAACCACCUCAGUAGUAGAUGUGUGGUGGCCAGUGCCUGCUUCUGGCAGAGCAGCGGCUCUUUUAGCCUCUCUUCGGGGGCAUACAGAGUCAGAUUGAUCAAGGUUGGAAAAGCCCCUGCAGCUCCUCCAGCCCAACCGUGACCCUCC
Molecule: messenger RNA, 1006 nt
Organism: Athene cunicularia (burrowing owl)
Lineage: Eukaryota; Metazoa; Chordata; Aves; Strigiformes; Strigidae
Gene: DUSP11
Product: dual specificity phosphatase 11
Exons: 9
Coding region: 1-780 (259 amino acids)
Biological process (GO): protein dephosphorylation
Molecular function (GO): polynucleotide 5'-phosphatase activity; protein tyrosine/serine/threonine phosphatase activity
Source: RefSeq, a predicted model, not a curated record